Molecule: messenger RNA, 1202 nt
Organism: Brachypodium distachyon (stiff brome)
Lineage: Eukaryota; Viridiplantae; Streptophyta; Magnoliopsida; Poales; Poaceae
Exons: 3
Coding region: 106-984 (292 amino acids)
Biological process (GO): positive regulation of DNA repair
Cellular component (GO): BRISC complex; BRCA1-A complex
Source: RefSeq, a predicted model, not a curated record
CCAACCCCAUUUCCAAGCCCGAACCCGGCGACGACCACCUGAGAGAGAGAGAGAGAGCGCCCCCCGCCGGCCGCCGCCGCGCUGUCCCUGCCGGCCGGCACCCCGAUGGACCACGCCCCGCGCCACGGCGGCUCGCCGUCCUCCGCCGCAGCGCCGCCGCCCUCGCCGCGGUACUCGCUGCCGCCGAUCCGCCUCCCCCUGGAGGACAUACUCUUCUGCGUCGACGUCGACGCCGAGGCGCUGUCCGAGAUGAAGGCCGCCCCCGCCCCCGCCGCCAGCCCCGGGCCCCCCGGCGCUACUGGUGCUGCUGCUCCUGCUGCUGCGGCGCUGACGAUGGGGCCGCGGCCGGCGGUGAAGCGGAUGGACGCCGUCAAGCAGGCGCUCAUGCUCUUCGUCCACAGCAAGCUCACCAUGUGCCCCGACCACCGCUUCGCCUUCGCGACCCUCCGCGACACCGUGUCCUUGGUGAAGAAAGAAUUCAGCAGUGAUUCUGCUCCUGCAAUUGAGAUAAUCCAAUCCCUGGCUGCUACUGAAACGAGAUAUGCAAUGGCUGAUCUCACCCAGCUCUUCAAGAUAGCGUAUGAGGAAGGGAAAAGAGCAGAACUGCAAGGCCGGCUACUUAGAGUGGUACUCAUCUACUGCCGGUCCUCAACCAAGCCUCAUCAUCAGUGGCCCAUAAAGCAAAAGAACUUCACCAUGGACAUAGUCUAUCUCCAUGACAAGCCUACUGCUGAUAACUGUCCACAAAGGGUAUAUGAUGUGCUGGUUGAUGCCCUUGAGCAUGUCAGCCAGUAUGAGGGCUACAUUCUUGAGACUGGGCAAGGGCUUGCUCGGGUCCUGUUCCGUCAGACGUGCAUUCUUCUAUCGCAUCCCUUGCAACGCUGCAUGCAAGAUGACCUUGAUAUCCCCAAGCAAGUUGUUAAGAAAACCCUGGUUGCUGAAGCUGUGCAGAAUGAGGAUAGUGUGCCGGUCUCCAGCCAGUAGUUAGGCCUCCUAGCUAAACGGUAUGUAUUCAUAAAAGUUUGUUCUGCAUGUUGUAAGUGGUCGAGCAGAUAAUCCUUUUACUGCUGUGGCUGAGCUUGGGAUGGCAUUGAACAUGAAGAUGUACUCGGGUAGCUCCUUUGAUUUGAAUCAUUACAGUCAAACUGCAGUUCUGUUAUUUUUCAGAACAAUCCAAGGUUGAGCUAUAUGCUUUGUAUUUU